AUGGCGGAUACGAGCAUCAUGGAUACUACCAGUACUAGUACGAGCACCAAGAAGGAAAUCACUGUUGAAGAAGCAUUUGCUCGUUUCUUGACGGACGAAGCAGCGCAUGAUGUGUCGUUUCGAGGCAAUGACACUGUCGUUGUCUCUGCCAAUCGAUGUGCUCUCGCGAUGAGAAACGAUGUUUUCCGCUCCAUGCUCCUGGGCGACUUUGUUGAGGCUACUCAAGCCGUCGUAGCAAUCGAUUUUCCAGGCGGUACUUUGAAGGCCCUCCUGGAGUAUCUCCACACCAACAAAUGCCAGCUUUUGGAAGCCAACGACGAUGACACUCCCAAUGAUCAAAAUGAUGACCGUCGAUAUUACGUCGAACGCGUCGAGGCUCUUGUCUCCCUUUCUGAAGCUGCAUGCUACUUUGAAUGUCCUGGCCUUGCUACAAUGGCACGAAAGAGCUUGGCAGGGGCGGUCAAGUCUUCACCAUCGUUCUCGUUUGCACUUUGCGAAGUCAGCGUCAACUGGUGCAACCCGUUGGUCACACAGGUGCUAGAUUUUGCCAAGUCGAUCUUCCAGAGCGAGGACAUCUCCGCCGGUGUCAUGCAGAACGUCGCUCUUUCGGUGUUGCAAGUGAUUAUUCAAGACGAUUCUCACCGAGCCUCCGAGUUUGAUCGAUUCGAAAUGCUCCGACUGUGGCUUGGGCAUUCACCCGAUGCCCAAGAUCCUCAUUGUCGCAGCAAGGCGAUGGAACUCACGCAGCAAAUUCGUCUCGAGCUCAUCGUGUCCCCUCAGCUUGCAUCGUCGGUUACGGAAUCUGGUCUGUUUUCUCAGGAGCAGCUCUUUCAAGCCUUCAAAAGCCAAGCUGUUGCUCUAUACGACGGUGGUUCCAUUCAAGAGCACCGCAUUCCCUUGCCGAUCUGGGAGGGAUCCAUGAGUACCUCGUGCAACGGUGACUACUGCUUCGGUCAUGACACCAAGGCGUUGAAGAUCUCGCCUUUGCACGAUGGUGUCCACAAGUGGACAGUUCACGUAACUCAGUACUGUCGCCCAGUCUGGGUUGGUGUUGCGCUGCAGUCUGCCGACACCAAUACUUCGUAUCGUACGACGGAAUCUUUGUCAAAGCAGAAAAAUGGGUGGGUCUACGGAAGCAGCGGCGUUUCGUUCCAUUAUUCACCUCAACCAGACUGUGUUCAUCCAAAGUUUGGCAUGGGCUCCUACGUAUCCCUGACUCUCGACUUGCUUGAUACUUCUGACGGCGAUGGAACUUUGUCGGCUUCUGUGGAUGGCGGGGAAACCUUUGUGCUCUUUCAGAAUCUUCGCCAAGAAAUUGAUACAACUCUGGGAGGACAAGGCUU
Messenger RNA from Seminavis robusta, 1343 nucleotides. The record is from the annotation of a GenBank genome assembly. NCBI's taxonomy places the organism in Eukaryota, Bacillariophyta, Bacillariophyceae, Naviculales, Naviculaceae.